Messenger RNA from Asparagus officinalis (garden asparagus), 3074 nucleotides. RefSeq names its product probable leucine-rich repeat receptor-like protein kinase At1g35710. Lineage: Eukaryota; Viridiplantae; Streptophyta; Magnoliopsida; Asparagales; Asparagaceae. The transcript has a single exon. The record is from RefSeq and is a predicted model, not a curated record. The coding region runs from base 25 to 2946 and encodes 973 amino acids. Gene Ontology annotation, molecular function: protein binding.
CGCAAUGCUGAGGAUUCUGGUACUAUGGCUACUAAUUCCAUUCAAUUUCAACUUGUUCUACUCUUUCUAUGCAUUCAUCCAUGGAGCCAGCUCCUAUCCAAUGCAGCCUGCACCCGAAAAGACCGAAAAGCCCUUCUCGGUUUCAAGGCAGAAAUCGAUGACCUCGCUGGUAUCUUAUCCUCCUGGACAGGCUCAGACUGCUGCAAAUGGCUCGGUGUUGGCUGUGACAAAAAAACUGGCCAUGUCACGAGAUUAAAUCUUCGAAGACCUGAUCCUCUCGGAAAAACUCUCCAGGGUAAUCUUAGCUCAUCUCUGCUCGGUCUCAGACAUUUGAGAUACUUAGACCUCAGCCUCAAUAGCUUUGGUGGAAUUUCGAUCCCCAGCUUCAUCGGAGAAUUCAAAGAAUUGAGGUACCUAAACUUAUCUAAAUCUGGAUUUGUUGGUAGAGUUCCUGAUGAGCUUGGCAAUCUCUCUAGACUUCAGUAUCUUGAUCUCCAAUCUCAAUCUUUUCCUGUCGGUUUGUAUAUGAUUGAUGCUUUAUGGAUUUCUCGCCUUACUUCUCUUUGGUAUAUUGACAUGAGUGGCGUGAAUUUGAGUAACUGUUUUAACUUGCUUCAAGCUCUCAACAUGUUGCCUACUGUAGAAACAAUUCAUCUCUCUCUUUCUCAGAUGAACACAAUACCGCAAUCUCUUCCCCAUACAAACUUUAGGUAUCUUUCAUUUCUUGAUCUCUCUCUUAAUGAUUUUGACUCGACAGAGAUACCCGGGUUCUUGUUCAGUAUUAGGAGCCUGAAACAUCUCGAUCUCAGAGAUAGUGGAUUCAGGGGGAUUGUUUCAGAUGCUAUUAGCAAUCUCAGCUCUCUUGAGUUUCUUGAUCUCUCUGGGAUUUCAAUGGCUAAAAUACCAAGAUCUUUGGGUAGUCUCUGCAACUUGACAAUACUAAAUCUCGAGAAUGCACUACCGAGCAAUGGCUUAAGCGAGCUUGGCCAAGUUCUCGAUGGAUGUGCAAAGGACAGUCUUCAAGAGCUGCGUUUAGCAAUGAAUGGCUUCUCUGAUCAUAUACCUGAUUGGAUUGGAGACUUCAAGAAUCUGAGAAUUCUCGAUCUCUACCAAAAUAACUUCUACGGUUCAAUUCCUGAAGCUAUUGGGAGACUCUCAUCUUUAGAAAUAUUGGGUCUAUCAAGAAACCAAUUGAACGAGACUGUCUCUGAAAAUAUAGGACAGCUCUCAAGGUUAAUCACUUUAGAUCUUACCUUCAACACUCUCAAUACUACUUUGACAGAGGCACAUUUUGCCAAUCUCAAGAGCUUGAAACACUUGGACCUGUACAAUAGCUCCCUGAGAUUAAACCUGAGCUCUGACUGGUUUCCGCCAUUUCAAGUCGAAUAUUUCUACACGCGAGGUUGUCAAUUUGGGCCGAAAUUCCCUUCAUGGCUGAGAAAUCAACGGAAAAUUCAAUAUCUCGACAUGUCAGGCUCAGGAAUUACAGAUGCCAUGCCUGAUUGGUUUUGGAACAUAACAUCACAUAUGACAGAAUUGUAUAUGUCAGAUAAUCAAAUAAGUGGUAAAAUGCCCAAAUCAUUUAGUUUUGCAGAUAAUGAGCCUGUGCAUAUCGAUUUGAGUUAUAACCGCUUGGAGGGUGCAUUGCCACAACUUCCUCCAAAUGUUGAAGGAUUGUAUCUUUCUACGAACUCACUUUCAGGGCCGAUACCUCCUACUUUUGGCAACGAAAUAUCUAAUUUGACGUAUUUUUCUAUCUCUAGCAACAAUUUCUAUGGGUCAAUUCCGUCGUCCUUGUGCAAAUUACAGAAAUUGAAAGCUCUGGAUCUGUCAAAGAAUCAAUUUUCAGGAGAAAUACUAGACUGCUGGGAUAAAUUUCCUGAUAUGGAAUAUCUGGACCUGGCAAGUAAUUCCUUAUCCGGAAAUUUUCCUAAGUCCAUUUCGCUAUUGGGUUCUCUUAAGUUGUUGGAUUUGAGUAAUAACAGUCUCUUUGGCCCGCUUCCUGAUUCAGUAGAGUGUGUAUCAGUGAACACUCUUGACCUUAGUCAGAAUAAUUUUACCGGGAAAAUCCCAUCUUGGAUAAGUGAAAGCUUACCAAUGCUCAGAAUUUUAAGCUUGCGAUCAAAUUCUUUCAUCGGUGAUAUCCCUUCAAACAUAUCAAACCUUCAAAACCUUCAUAUCUUGGAUCUGUCAAGUAAUAAUUUUUCUGGCAGCAUAUCGAAGAACUUUGGGAACUUAUCGAGCAUGAAGGUGGCUCCUGCUGAGCAGAGUUAUGCAUACUUCGACGAUUUUUCAUGGGAUGGAUUAAUCAUGAAAAUGUGGGUGAUGACAAAGGGAAGAUAUCUCGAAUAUGGAAAACUGCUCUCACUCUUAGCUGUCAUGGACUUUUCUGAAAACAACUUAUUGGGUCAAAUUCCUGAAGAGAUAACAGACCUUCAUGGAUUACAAAGCCUGAAUCUUUCUGGAAACCAUUUCACUGGUAAUAUCACGGAUAAGUUUGGAGAUCUGAGGUUGCUCGAAACACUCGAUUUAUCGAAGAACGAGCUAGAGGGUAAAGUUCCUGCGAGCCUAUCGGGUUUAAAUUUUCUGAGCCAUUUGAACCUGUCAUAUAAUCACUUACAAGGGAGAAUUCCUUCAGGUGGGCAAAUGAAUACGUUUGAUGAUUCUGUUUAUGCUGGAAAUGAUGGGCUCUGUGGGCUUCCUUUGAAAGUGAAGUGUGAUGCUGAUAAUGGAUCAAAAGUUCCUCCUACUGAGGUUGGUGAUAAUGGAGAUGGGCAUAUAAAUGGGAUGCUUUGGUAUUUUCUUGGUGGUGCUCCUGGUCUUGUGAUUGGAUUUUGGACAGUUUGGGGUGCAUUGCUACUGAAUUCUAGAUGGCGGCAUGCUUAUUUCACUUAUGUGGAUAAAUUAUGUGAAAAGUUUGGUAUUAGAAGCAAAUAUAGAUUUUAAUUGAAAGGGAAGCUGUUAAGUUCAUAAAAGGAUGUACGUGUUUGUAAAUCUAUGUUCUAUUGUACAUAUUUGUGUGAAAAAAUUGUUGUAUGUAAAGCCUUCUUAUAUUUCAGGUAAAGCUUUUGAAG